Molecule: messenger RNA, 2079 nt
Organism: Guillardia theta CCMP2712
Lineage: Eukaryota; Cryptophyceae; Pyrenomonadales; Geminigeraceae
Exons: 13
Coding region: 1-2079 (692 amino acids)
Biological process (GO): xanthine transport; transmembrane transport
Cellular component (GO): membrane
Molecular function (GO): xanthine transmembrane transporter activity
Source: RefSeq, a predicted model, not a curated record
AUGUCCACAACUUCCAACAAGUCGCGGAGUGAACGAGAUCCAGAGAACGCGACCGGGCAGGAUCGCGAGCAGGAGAUGGACCUAGGCUCGUCUCUGAUGCCACGAUUCGUGCCAUGCUCGAGAAGGUUCAAAGCACAACCUUUCUUGAAGCUCGAGAGCCCCUGCCAUCCUGUCUGGGCUCUCCUGCUGGGCCUCCAGCAUGCCGUGAUGGCCAUCUCCAUGAUCAACUUGGUUCCUGCUCGCAUAGCAGCGGUGGGUCGAUUCGACAAGAGCUCUGAGAAUGCCAUGCGGUCUUGCUCGCUCAUCGUUGCCGCCGUCACCAGCGCAGCCCAGCUACUGAGGGUGAACAUCUGCGGUGAGUUCAACCUGGGAACGGGGCUGGUGAGCCUGGUGGGCUCGAGUGUUGUUUUCCUCCCCCUCGUCGAGACCUUCCUGGUGGACAUGAUGGGCAAAGAUUCUUCGGCGCCGUGCAGGACCGACGCUGACUGUCCUCUGCCCUGGUCGCUGGCAGUCGCUGGAGGAGUGGCCAAGGCCGGAGUGACGAACCUUGGGCAGUGCAAUCUCACAAGCUCCCGAUGCCGAUACAGCGGGGAGGAGGCGUACAUGAAGUUCGUGGGGACCGCGCUGCUGUCUGCCGUCGUGCCGCUCUUCUUUGGAAUCCUUCCUCCUUCCCUUCUCCACUUCCUCUUCCCUCGCAGAAUUCUGGGCAUCUGCUCCCUCCUGAUCGGGGUCUAUCUGUGCUCGGUCGGGUUCAAGCUGUGGGGAGGAGGACUGGACUGCGCUGCUUCAGCUACUGUGAUGUGCCAGAGCAACGGGGAGGUUGCGCUCAAGUUUGGGUCGGUGGAGUACCUGGGCCUUGGGUUCGUCUCGUUUUUCAUCUUCUCCCUAUGGAACGUCUUCUCUCCUCCUCUCAUCCGCAGCUUCUCAGUCUUCGUCUCCCUCCUCGGGACUUACCUCGUCGCCUUCCUCUGCCGACAAGGGAGUGGAAGCUUGCGGUACGUCCAGGACCCUCCGAGCAUUGUGGAUCGAGCGAUGUGGGGAAAUUUUCUCUACAUUGACAAGAAGGUCAGACUUGAUCAGGUCGGCUUUCAUGCCCCGCUCCUGGGACCACUGGUCAUAGUUCAGUUCAUCGUCGUGCUGAAGAUGAUGGGAGACAUUGCUUCCUCGUUUGAUGCAUCAAUGUGCGACGAGAAGGACGACGAGGUCAAGGAGGAGGACGAGGACGAGGAGGACGAGAAGGAGGAGGAGGAGGAGAAGGAGGACGAGGACGAGGAGGGGGAGGUGCUUGUGCUGGAUCCAGACCUCCAUCAGAGAAUUCAGGGGGGUCUUCUUGCAGGGGGAUUCGAAUCUGUAUUCUCAGGCAUAGCAGCAAUGAUGCCGAUACACACAAUCUCUCACUCGAACUCCAUCCUCUUCCUCUCACGAUGCGCGAACCGGAUGGUGGGAGGGGCUGCAAGUUUCUGGCUGCUCCUCUUCGGCGUCGUACCCAAGUUUGGAAUCACCAUCGCUGCCAUUCCGUCCUGCGUGGUUGGAGGGAUUCUCACUCCAUUAUUCGCGGGUCAAAUCUCCAUCGGGCUAAAUAUUCUGGCGAACUCAUGGGAGGACGAUCACUUCUUCUCCUACCGCUUCCGUCUCCUCCUCGCCUCCGCCCUCACCUUUGGCAUCGGGGUUGCAGUCGUUCCUGCUUGGGUCUACCAGGACAUGGGGCCCAGCCUGGAUGCCCUGGGAGUCUCGCCGGUGCUACGGGAGGCCAUCCUCCUCCUCGUCUCUGCUCCCUUCAGCGUCGGCACGAUGGAGGUAAAAGAGGAGCUCCAGGACGUGCUGGUUGCCUCGGAGAAGAAGUCUGAGGCAGACGAUCAUCCAGCACGCAAGGAGAAGCAGGACAAGGAGAAGGAGAACAAGAAGGAGAAGGAGGAGAAGGAGAAGAAGGAGGAGAAAGAGCAAAACGAGGAGGAGGAGGAGAGAGCGAGGCAGGAGAGAGAUGAGAAGACGGAGAUAGAGGAAGAGAUGCAGUGUGACACUGAAGUCUCAAAGACUGACAAGGAUGCCAUCACUCCUCCGUUUCCGCCUGUAAGCUGA